CUAUUCCCCAUAUGUGCCUCAACAUAAAUACUCCCUCCUUCGGCCUCAGAUCUUUGCCAGAAACUCAACGAAACUCUUGAUCACCAUAACCAUGUCAAUGGCAACAACAUCCCCUCACACCGCCCUCUUCCAAAACCGCACCAACCCUUUCACUCUCUCCUCCUUCAAACCCACAUCCAUCAAAUGCGCCACCCAACUCCAUACCCAAGCCCCGCCCCUCACCCACUCCCAAGAUCGCGUCUUCAACUUCGCCGCCGGCCCCGCCACCCUCCCGGAAAACGUCCUCCUACGUGCCCAAUCCGAGCUCUACAACUGGCGCGGAUCCGGCAUGAGCGUCAUGGAAAUGAGCCACCGCGGCAAGGAGUUUCUCUCCAUAAUCCAAAAAGCCGAAUCGGAUCUCCGCGCCCUCCUCCAGAUCCCCCCUGAAUACUCCGUCCUCUUCCUCCAGGGCGGCGCCACCUCCCAGUUCGCCGCCGUCCCCCUCAACCUCUGCUCCUCCCCCGACUCCGCCGUCGACUACGUCGUCACCGGCUCCUGGAGCGACAAGGCCGCCAAGGAGGCGCAGAAGUACUCCAAGCCCACCGUGAUCUGGUCUGGGAAAUCCGAAAAGUACACAAAGAUCCCAUCUUUUCACGAUUUGGAGCAGAAUGAGAAUUCUGGGUAUCUUCAUAUCUGUGCCAAUGAGACUAUUCAUGGGGUGGAGUAUAAAGACUACCCUGUUCCCAAGAGUGGUGUCUUGGUUGCUGAUAUGUCCUCUAAUUUCUGCUCCAAGCCUGUGGAUGUGUCAAGGUUUGGGGUUAUCUAUGCUGGGGCCCAGAAGAAUGUGGGGCCCUCUGGUGUCACCAUUGUGAUCAUCAGAAAGGACCUUAUUGGGAAUGCACAGGGUUUCACGCCUGUGAUGUUUGAUUACAAGAUCCAUGAUGAAAACAAUUCACUCUACAAUACCCCUCCUUGUUAUGGGAUUUACAUGUGUGGGUUGGUGUUUGAGGACUUGUUGGAGCAAGGUGGGUUGGGGGAGGUUGAGAGGAAGAAUCAGAAGAAAGCUGAGAUUCUCUACAGUGCAAUUGAUGGCAGCAAAGGGUUCUAUAAAUGCCCUGUUGAGAAGUCUGUGAGAUCUUUGAUGAAUGUGCCUUUCACUUUGGAGAAAUCAGAGCUGGAGGGUGAGUUUAUCAAGGAGGCUGCUAAAGAGAAGAUGGUGCAGCUCAAGGGACAUAGAUCAGUGGGAGGUAUGAGGGCUUCUAUUUACAAUGCCAUGCCCUUGGCUGGGGUUGAGAAGUUGGUGGCUUUCAUGAAGGAUUUUCAGGCAAGGCAUGCCUAAAGGAGUAACCUCAAUCUGAAACAAAUACUUGCAUUGCAUAAACCUAAUGCCUAAAGGAUUUUAUGCUAAUAAAGUGUUUGUCUGGUAUUCAGAAAGGGUCACAAUCUCUUGUCAGUUUUUUGCUUUCUUUAGUUAGGUAUCUUUGCUGUCUCUUUUUGUUUACUUUCUUGUUCCAUGUUUGAUAUUCAAAUUUGGGUCGGCAGGUAGUGUUUUCAUUGCGCUUUACCUUUGUCGAUCGCAAGUGAAGUAGUUUAGUUUUGAUUUCUUGAUAUACCCUCUACUAUUACUACUACAAGUCUAUAAGUUUGUAUGAAUUGAGUCUCAUGUGAUAUUUUACUGGAUGUAACAUGUAGUAUAUUCUCAAUCUCAAUAAAUUGAAUGAGGAUGAAACAUAUUGAGCUGCUGUGGACCUGAUUUAACACUACCAAGGUUGAGGGAAGGAAAAGUUAUUGUAUGUGUGUAUGUAUGUAUCUGUGGUGUUCUUUGGGCAUUGAAUUUGAUGUUGCAUUGUAACAAGAUGGUUCAUUUGUUUGGUGACUAUGUUAUCAAAAUUACGCAAUGUAUUGUUGAUU
Molecule: messenger RNA, 1890 nt
Organism: Glycine soja
Lineage: Eukaryota; Viridiplantae; Streptophyta; Magnoliopsida; Fabales; Fabaceae
Product: phosphoserine aminotransferase 1, chloroplastic-like
Exons: 1
Coding region: 92-1318 (408 amino acids)
Biological process (GO): L-serine biosynthetic process
Cellular component (GO): chloroplast stroma; cytoplasm
Molecular function (GO): O-phospho-L-serine:2-oxoglutarate transaminase activity; pyridoxal phosphate binding
Source: RefSeq, a predicted model, not a curated record